Molecule: messenger RNA, 315 nt
Organism: Zasmidium cellare ATCC 36951
Lineage: Eukaryota; Fungi; Ascomycota; Dothideomycetes; Mycosphaerellales; Mycosphaerellaceae
Exons: 1
Coding region: 1-315 (104 amino acids)
Source: RefSeq, a predicted model, not a curated record
AUGCUCGUCGACGACCUGAUCGCGCAGGUGCCAAGCGGAGAGGGCGGGACUGGGGAGGACACCUCGCCACGAGGAAAUUGGGGCGGAGAGCGACCGCCAUCGCGAUUGGGUGUCCAAGACUGCCGUUCGGCGCGUGUCUGUUGUUGUUAUUAUUCCUGUGCCAGGCGGAGAUGGCAGCGUGUGAUGGGCGACCGCGGGACAGACGAGCAGCGCGUGAUGGCAGCCAUUGCCCGCGAUAUCGCCUGCGCUCUGGAGGCGGCGAUGCGUCCGCUAAAAAGAACAGAGUUGGCGACGAGGGCGACGAUUCGACUUUAG